Molecule: messenger RNA, 5148 nt
Organism: Chiloscyllium plagiosum (whitespotted bambooshark)
Lineage: Eukaryota; Metazoa; Chordata; Chondrichthyes; Orectolobiformes; Hemiscylliidae
Source: RefSeq, a predicted model, not a curated record
AUUGAAACUGACCAACUUUGAGUGGGACUUUGGGCCGGAAGGGGUGUGGCCGGAAAGGAAGGCGGGGUGAAUGACGCGAUUCCGGUUUCCGGCCAUUGAUGCCAACCGCCCCGGGGGUAUAUGGCGGGAUUGCUGCAGCUGCCGCCGCUCACUGUAAUCGGGCCGGUCGUCCGCUCCUACGCCGUCUUCUCGAAAGGUCUGAGCCGGACUCUCCUCACCUUCUUCGACCUGGCCUGGAGGCUCCGCCUCAGGUUCCCCUACCUCUACCUGAUCGCCUCCCUGAUGCUGAACGUCCGCCUACAGGUUCCCCUACCUCUACCUGAUCGCCUCCCUGAUGCUGAACGUCCGCCUACAGGUCCAUAUUGAGAUUCACUAGUUCUGAGGUGUUUUGUUAGAGAUGAUCUAAUACUGGAACUACAAAUUUAAUGCUUAAUCAGCACACACUACCAGCUAAUGCCAGUACUUCAGGAUAUGUGGAGUGUGGAAGAACUGAAGAAUAUUGGCUGUGCUUCCCAUCUUGGAAUUAAAGAUGGUGGUGAAGGCUCUUCCAAUGAAAGCAGAUAUGGGAAUGAUGCUUACGAUCAUGAUACAACUAAUGAUGGUCACAUAUUUCGCACACAGCCACAGGAUUUUAACUCUCUCUUUGGGGCAACCUUGCUGAAAAGAGCCUGGCCUGAUGUUAUGCUGAAGCAUGUUCUGUUACUCCAAGUUGUCAGGAAUGAGCCUACUCUUUUCAGAAGGUGGCACAUUUUCCAUCAUUGUUUUGAAUCAGUUUUUCAGACAGUCCAUUACUCUCUAGAUUUGGAGAGGGGAAAGAGAAAUCCAGAUGCAAUGUUUACUCAAAAUGCCCUGAUAAUUGACUGUCUACUGAGAGCCAUUCGGUCUUUAAAGAUGUUUGGAAUGUGGGUUUACGUAGGGGAAGUGUUUGUGCACUUUACACAUUUCUGGUUGUUUGAGAGGCCAUCUGACUGCAAAGCAAAUUGGCUACAAUUCAAGAAUCUGAAAGACAAAUUAAGUUUUUCACUUGUAUGUGGAUUCGAUGUGAGGAAGAAGUGUCCUUGGGAUCUGACUGGCAUCUUUUCUAUGUUUUGCAAAUAUCCGAUGCAUCUUGUGCAAACUAGCUGACCCUUUUAUGUUUCUCGAGCUGCUGACUUUGGAGUGCAUUCUUGAAUAAGAAAAACUGUCGCCUGAUUUGAAAUGUUCACCUUGCAAUGCAGUGGACAUUCGUAAUAAGGGCUCUUGGUCUUGCUGUUGUGUGGCAUGCUGUGCUUAAAGGUAAAUUAAAGUUAUCCAGUAAAAAUACUGCAAUUAUAAGAGCUUUCCAAGUACACUUCAGUUUGUGUGUGCAGUCUUUAUCUAAUAACUUUUUGGUGUAAAAAUGAUUUAAGUGGCCAUUUUUUUUCAAGUUUGGCAUCAGAAAUGUGGCGUUGUGAUGGUUUUUUUUUAAGAUUUUUAUAUUUAUCCCUGCAAAAAGAAAGAAAAGUGAAGAAUAUUCUGGCAGGACUAUCUGACAGGCAGUCCUUCCAUGACUGUAUUGUCCAUUGCUGAAGAGUAAUCUCUGGCCUAUUCUCCACAUCUUGGAGUCAGAAAGUAUCAAAUCUGUACCUUGGUGUCAGGUUCUUGAGCAAUGGAAAUUCCAAGAUAGUAGAGAACUUAUGAACUCAGUGGAUUUGGGGCCUCUACCUCAUAAUUUUUGGCAAAACACAUUUCAAAUGUGUCAAACGAGACCGCCCAUAAACCUUCCUUACUACUGUUGAAGACUGACAGUACUCUCGCCUGUUACAGUCAUGGAAGGAGCAAUCCCAUUAUGCUGAUGAUCAACCUACCAGUUUUUCUUGCUACUUCAACAAGGUUUGAUGAUUUUUGUUAUGGGAGUCAAGCUUGCACAGGGAUAACCGCAGCACCAGGGUGAAGGAUCUGAGGCAAUUAAGUUUUAUUUACUGAAGACAUUAUGAAACCACAUUAACAGCGUGUAUUUGACUUGUUGCACAAAUACAUUGUGCGGUUAACACAACACAUAACACUAAUGGUAUUUUAAGGGCUCAGCAUGAAGCUGCUUGUGCCUUUUGUUUUAAACCUGAUACAUAGAGGGUAAAAAUAAAAAUGCCAAAUACAAGAAGUGUGAAAUAGAAACCAACUUGUAAAAAUGAUAACAAAGAAAGCAGAUUAAACACUCUCUCUAGGGUUGAAAUUUGUUGAAAUAGUAGUGAAUGUUUCUCUUUGCAGCUUCUCUGUUUACCUGCCCCUGCCUAACACAGCAUCUCGCACUCUCUCUCACUCUCUCACUUGCUUGUUCAAAGGCUGCUGUUAUAGUUCUAUCUACUUACUCCAAUUCUGAUUUGAGUUGCUGGCUACAAAGGAUUGGGGCAGGAAAUAUGUGUGCAGAAUCAGAGGGUACUUUUUGUCUCCGCAGUCUUCCCUUCUGUCUGCCUGCUGCUUGUAGUAAGAGACUUCAGGUUCAGGGGUCUGAGCAGCUUGAGAGGUUCAAGAUUUCUACUUCCAUUGGGCCUCUUAUACAGGCAAUUUUAAUUUUAAUAAAUUGUCCUGGUAGACAAAAUCUUGUCCUCCUGGCAGGCUAAUGCUUUCACUUGGUAUUUCACCAUCUUCAAAAUACACUUCUUCCCACUUUACGGUAAUUCAUUUAGAGAACUAGCUAACAACAUCUUUUGUUUUCAGUAAAGUAUUUGUUAGUGUUUAUUUUUAUGUAUGAACAAGCAUUAGUUUUUGUUUGUAAUUACUUCAUUUACAUCACUUCCUCUAUAAGGGUAGACAGUUCCACAGCUGCAGGAAAUCCUGACCAGGGUGCUAUUUUCAUUGGAGGUUGUAUAGCCCAUUAGACCAUGAAAUCUGAUUAUAUGAACAGGACAAUACCAUGUCCCUUGAACCCAUGCCGACAGGCUUUUGCCUUGGCUACAUUUCCCCUUCAUAACCCUAACUCCUUUUCCUUAUUUAUUGGCCAAAUAAUGUCUCAUUGUAAAGUAUACUCAAUGACGGAACAUCCAUGACACUUUUGGAUGAAAAUUUACAAAAGCAAUCAUACCCUUCGAGUGAAGAAAUUCCACCUCUUCCUGCUGUAAAUUGCUAAUUUUCCUCAUCCUGAGAUGAUACUCCAGUUCUAGACUUUUACAGCCAUGAAAAACAGCUUUUGCUUUAUCAAACCCUCAAAGAAUUUUAACUUCAUUUAGAUCACCUCAUAUCCUCCUCAAUCCCUGAGUGUAUAUGCUGCUUCUAUCCUAACUCUCUUUGGGACAGCUUACUCGUUCCAAGAAUCAGUCUGAUGACUCAUCACUACACCACUUGUGAGGCAAGUAUCUUUUUGUAAGGAAACAAAUUGUACACUUGAAGUAUAGUCCUAGUAUAGCGAAUUGGAUCAGUGGAUAGCGAAUUGACAUGCAGAGGGAAUGCUUUUCUGCGUCUUGACUUGAUUUGUUCCUGGGAUGAACGGUUUAAGGCUGAAUAGAUUAGAUCGUUGGACUUUAGACGAAUGAGCGGUGCUCUUACAGAUAUGCAUAAGGUCUUGAGGGUACUGGAUAGGGUGGAUACACAUUGGGUCUUUCUUGUGGGGGAGAGUAAGGCGAAAGGGUUUGGUUAAGAACAAGCUAGAGAUGAGAACCUUUUUCUGAGGGUUUUGUGUGGAUUUUGUUUUUUGUCAGGAGAUGGCAGACGCUGGGCCUUUAAAUUUAUUCAAGGUUGUUAGACUUUGGAUGGAUAAAGAACCUGAGGGCAACGGAGGACAAAGUGAAACUGAGACCACAACCAAAUCAGCCAAGAUUUUAUUGAAUUGUGGAAUAGACUAAACAGGCUGAAUGGCCUGCUCUGACUCCUAUGUUCCUUUUUUAACAUACUGAAUCAGUGCAGGUAUUCUAGUCAAUAUUGAUUGACAUUGAUGCCAAUUUUACAGCUGACUCUCCUUUAAUCCUCGUUCUGCGGUACAUGCCUAUGAUGCAAAUUGACAUGUAAGUUUCAAAAAGUAUUGGUGUUUCUAUGGAAACUAAUUAUGAAAUAAAAGCUUUUUAAAAUCUUUUCUCCUUGGAAAUUAAACCUUUAAUUAUAGAGGAAGAAUGACAUCCAGUCCAACUGCUUCAUCUCUUUUCAAUGCUAUUAAUUUAUUCUUAACAUCUUUUCAGCUUUCUUUGAGUAAACCAAGCACGCGUUUUGUUGACAAAUAUUUACGAACAUUGAAAAGUUAGGCAAAACAGUGAAAUAAUUUCCAAACAGAAAAAAAUUAAGGUUCAAGUGAAUUGGCAGAAGACAGGAGAUAAUCAGAGGAGGAUGUGCCAUUGUAAUUCUGUGAAUUGUGAAGCCAUCAAUUUGUUUGUAUUUAUGAUGAAACUGUGGAUAUAAAUGUGUCACACAGAUAUAAACCCUUCUUCCAGUGAUGCUCAUGGGCCGGAACUGAUGGGAAGGCAUAGUUGGAAUGACACAGUUCACAUUAAUUGUGGCCAUAGGAAUUUAAAUCAAAAAGUUAAUGAGAAAUAGAUGCAAUUGUAAAAUUUAACAUAAUAAUAUAGAUAAUUCAACAAGAUUUUAUUUUGAUUAUUUAUUCUCUCAUUUUCAUUGUUGGGGGUAUGUACCUAGGAUACUAGAAGUGCUGAAGACCCAAGCUUUAAUGUGUGAGAGCUCGACGUGAGGCGCAGUAACUAAAAUGAACAUCAAUUUUAAAUCCCAAUCCUGUCAUGUGUUCACAAACAUACUAUGCUGCAAAGCUCAAUAGGGCAGGAAUUGGAAUGAAUAGCAGGUGCCCCUCCCCAUCCUGUCCACUUUCAGCUGAAGUCCAGAAUGCUGAAGAUAAUCCCCACUUUAGUUGAGAUCCACUAACACCAUGGAUUGAAUGAACGCUGAUCCUCAGUCAGGCUUUGAAUUGCUCUGGGUGCAGUAUAGUUCUUUGUCAAACAUUUUGUUCAUAUGUUUUAGAUUUGCCAAAUAUUGUAUACUUUAUUAUCAUCCAUUAUGUGAUUUAAGUGACAAAUUUAAGGAUUUGUUUGGAAAUCUGAUUUAUGUAUAAUUUGAUUCAUAAUAUGUACAUAAUUAAUUUUAGAAUAACUGACUGUUAGGAUGAAUUUUCCCUCUAUUUAAAAAUGUGUGUAAUAAAAUGUACCUGUCGUCCUAAAUCAAGGCUGUUGUGAGGCAUCUGUGAGUUGUCAUCUU